Scleropages formosus (Asian bonytongue) is the source of this 2561-nucleotide messenger RNA. RefSeq names its product FXYD domain containing ion transport regulator 3 (gene fxyd3). Gene Ontology annotation, molecular function: sodium channel regulator activity. The record is from RefSeq and is a predicted model, not a curated record. Gene Ontology annotation, biological process: regulation of sodium ion transmembrane transporter activity. Lineage: Eukaryota; Metazoa; Chordata; Actinopteri; Osteoglossiformes; Osteoglossidae. The transcript has 8 exons. The coding region runs from base 195 to 566 and encodes 123 amino acids. Gene Ontology annotation, cellular component: membrane.
AGCUCUGUACGACACUGCUUGUGGAUACUGUACUGUCGGUAAAGGAUGGGAAACCCAUGGGCUCUGUAUAACCUGUCUCAGCAGCAUGCCACCCCACAAAGGCCUCCUGCUUGGAGAAAUAGCAUCACGUUGCCUUUAAAGACGGCAUCACUAUGGUUUAUGGAGAGGGAGGAUGAGUCAUUGCUCUACUAUGCAUGACUCCCUCCUUUCCUCAAGCCAUGAAAGAAGCUAGUCCAAGCACAGCUCCCUGGACCCAUCUCUCUUCUGAAGACAUCAUUGCCUUAAAGAUGGUCAAGAUUGCUGCCUUGGUGCUGUUUACACUUUCAGCAGUUGCUUUUGCAGAGGAUCCAAAGCAGACAUCAGAAGAUGAUCCCUUCACCUUUGAUUAUGACAGAUUGCGUGUGGGGGGUCUGAUCUUGGCAGCAGUCCUGUGUUUGAUUGGCAUCACCAUCCUUCUCAGUGGACACUGCAGAUGCAAAUUCAACCAGGACAAAAGGAGGAGAGCAGGAAGUAGCGCCGCUGCACAACAGAUGCUCAAUGACCAAGGUCGAGCCAGUGAAUGUUAAGACCUGUGCAGAAGAGCACCUGAAAGUGGAAUAUAUCUCUGUUGUCUAAAUAUUUGAAAAGAGCAAGGGCCUCACGUGGGGUGGGAUGGAAUCCUACUUUUCUCAUUGGUUGCCGGUUGAGCUGAGUGUGGCUGUGUUGCCAAGAGGAAAUGUCUGAGAAGGCACACUGCUUUACUGUACCCUCACUGCCCAGUAAUUACACAGUUAACAUUGGAAGUAAUGGAGCACAAGCUGUCGUCAUUUAAAGCCCGAAAACAUCUGUUUUUGUUCUUUUGUAUUUAUACCAAAAAAAUGCUGUUUUCUCACGGGUUUGUCGUUUCAAUGUCCUUUUCAUCUCCUUUUUCAUUUUGAUGGAAAAGCUCACAAGCUUUGCCACAUUCCUAUGCGUGUGUCUAGUACUGGUCAUUUCCAUAAUCUGCACUCACUUCCACAAAACCAGCUACAGUAACUACAGUCAGUCUACUGUUUUAUUCAUAUUUAAAUUACUGAACUGCUUUCCAAUUUCUUGUUAUUGUAGUCCAGUAAAAUAAUAUCUGAACAUGUAUGUAUAUUUUAUUAGAAAUGUUUUAGCACCAGACUAAAAAACUUUUUGUGGUAUCACUUGUAUUACAGUAAAGGUAGAAAAGUGUAAACAUUUAUGAAAACUGAAGUACAGGAAGAUGCAGAAGGCCCAGUUGGAAACUAAACAGUAGUUACUUUAGUACAUUGUGUAAAAUUCUGCAUUUCUUCUUCCUUUCAAACUUCAGGUUUUUUCAUGAAAGCUGUUCUUACAGGUGGCUUCCAUGGACCAUGGCAAUGUUGCAGAAGGCCAUAUGUACAUCAUUUCAUAUGGAAACACUGUAGUAAAUUAAUUUUUGGGUUUAGUUUCAGUGCUAAAAAUCUGAUUCAGCACUCUGCAUAGGAAAAGUCCUUUUCUCAGUGACACGUAUGCAGUGUCUCUUGUCCUUGUCCACUGAGUGCAACACUAUGCUCCUGUGCUGCCAUCUUUGGGAAAAUUUAAUUUAUAGCAGGUAAAGCACAAAAUACAAUACACGUUUGCAAACAGUAAAGACAUGCUGAAAUAACAUCACAGACAGGUGACGUCACAUAAAAACACAACCAUUGAAUUUAAUUUUACACGGUGUAGCAUGUGUAAAAUUGUAAUUUAGACUCAUUUAAUUAACUGUGCCAGCUAUGAAUUGUUGAUUAAAACAUAGAUUAACUAAAAGGUAAUUAUUAAACCUGGGAGCUCAGGGCUCUGCAGAAUAGGAACUGUCCACCCCAGUUGACGUAAUUUUACAGUUUAUGAAAGCUGAUGAUAUUGUAGAGGUGUGUGUUUGUAUCAAUAUUUCUUUUCUAUGUCAUGUUCAUAUGAAGAUGCUUUGAUCCCUUCUAUGGGUACAUUGGUCACAUAGGUCUUCAUGCAAAAAUAAAUGUAACUUAAACUCUUAGAUAUACAGUCAUGAUGCUGAAGUAUCUCUAACAUUAUUAUACAUACAUACAGUAUAUUCAGUGAUACUGUAUAAUUCAAGAAAUAAAAUCUGUUAAACACUGUGAUCACACUUACAUACCAUAAACUUUAUUCAUUUGUGUGCCUAUAAAGCACUAUCUGGGUACCAAUGAAUGGAAAUAGGAACUGGUAGGUUUUCACUUCAGGCAUUACUUAGCUCUAAUGCUUACUUUUACUUUGCUAAAUACAAUAAAAUCAUCUUUAUUUUACAGGCUGUCUGCUUGUUUAGUCUGAUGACAGAUCAGGAGUAAUGUACAGUUGGUCUCCUACUUAAGAAUUUAAUCAGGACUGAGAUUUCAUUAAAAUUCAAGACAGCACCAGCAAAAUUACCAAUUCUAUAUGCAGCUCCUUUUAUAUUAUGUGCUUACAAAAAUGGUGGUGUUGGACGAAACGCUGUGAGAAUAGUAUGCUUGUAUCUAAAACCCUUCAACUUUUGUGAAAUUGCACCUUUUGUUUACUUUGAGUUGUUCAUAAACUUUAACAGAAGUAUCUACUAAAUAAAUAAA